Molecule: messenger RNA, 2826 nt
Organism: Salmo salar (Atlantic salmon)
Lineage: Eukaryota; Metazoa; Chordata; Actinopteri; Salmoniformes; Salmonidae
Gene: gp132
Product: Probable G-protein coupled receptor 132
Biological process (GO): G protein-coupled receptor signaling pathway; negative regulation of G2/M transition of mitotic cell cycle; G1/S transition of mitotic cell cycle
Cellular component (GO): membrane
Molecular function (GO): G protein-coupled receptor activity
Source: RefSeq, marked provisional
CCAAUAUGAAUGACAUGUAAACAUCUGCGGAAAAAUGCUCUGCAAACAGAGUGAUUUAGAGUUAAUCUUGUGAUUUCCUCAUUUGUGUUUGCAUACAUUCAAAGGUUUUAUAUAUCACACAACCUGCAUACCAAAAUAGGAAAUGUGACUGCUUUUUCUCUCUUUCCCUCUCUCUCUCUACCCUCCAGACACUAUGCAUGAGAUGACCGUGACUCAGAUCAGCGUUGGGGCCACCAACUGCAACCUGACCUACUUUGAGGACCGCGUGCCCCUGGUUGUGCUUUACAGUGUGGUACUGAUUAUCGGGCUGCCCGCCAAUAUCGUUACUGUCUACCUGACCUUCCUCCAGGUGCGCCGCAAAAACGUCCUGGGCAUCUAUCUGUUGAGCCUGUCCGUGUGCGACCUCAUCUACCUCUGCACCCUGCCCAUGUGGGCCGACUACGCGAACAUGGGCCACCAGUGGCGCUGGAGCUCCAUGGCUUGCAAGGUGACGGGCUACUUCUUCUUCAACAACAUGUACAUCAGCAUCUUCCUGCUGUGCUGCAUCUCCAGCGACCGAUAUGUGGCCGUGGUCUACGCCGUGGAGUCGCGCGGCCUUCGCCAGCAGAGGCUGGCAGUUGCGGUUACCAUGGUAAUCGUCUUGGUGGUGUUCAUGGGCCACGUGCCAGUUUUUACCAUGAUGGAGGGCAACACGGUAGAGAAGAAAUGCUUCGAGCCGGGCCAGAGCACGCUCACCGUGACGGGUUUCAACUACGCACGCUUCGUCAUUGGCUUCUUGGCCCCGCUGGUCGUGCUGGUGGUCACCAACCGUGCCAUCCUGGCCAGCGUGCAGGCCAGCACGGGGCUGCAGCCGUGCCAGAAGGAGCGGGUGCGCUACUUGGCGAUUGCCGUGGUUAUCCUCUUCCUGGUGUGCUUUGCGCCAUACCACAUCAUCCUGCUGCUUCGCGCAGUCACCUUCCACAUCCCCAAGCUGCAGAAGACAUGCAACUUCGAGGAAAGCAUCUACACCCCUUACACUAUCUCUUUGGGCCUGUCCACCUUAAACAGCGCUAUCAACCCCAUCCUCUACGUGCUCUCCAGCGACAACAUUCGCAAGGAGCUGCGUCGCGGCCUGAAAUACCUCCGGGGGCGGGCCACCCUGCAGGCACGUUCCACCGACAGCAGCCAGCACAAGAUGCACAACUCCAAGAACUCGUCAGAAGUGGCGGCCGCCAUACUGGAUGUGGCGAAGAAUGGCAGAGGAAGGGUAGGGGUUUGAUAUGGGAGCCAGAGGGGUAUGCAGAUAUGACUGCUGAAGGAACCCUGGACUGGUGACUUGCAGGUACUCUGGAAUAUUAAACAGACUCAGCAUAGAGCCAGGUGGAGCCCCUAACAUAGCAAGAGCAAUGGGAGACAAUGUAUUCCAGCCAUCCCAGAAACUGACUGGAAUGUAUAUGAUUGAAAUGUGUCAAGCAGGACUUCAACCCAGCUUUAAGUUAAUUUCUGCCUCAUUUUUUGCUGUUCGUCUCCGGUUGAAGAAAUUGGGUCAUUCCUGCUAUGCGGUACCUUUUGGACCUCAUAACUUUUGUAUUGUAUUUUUAGUGUACUAUCAGAAAAAGGGAAACAUAUUGGUCAAGCUCAGGCACUUACAUUUUUUCAGGUGCAUAAUCAUAACAGGGUGGAACAUAACAGGGUGGAAAUGUGGAGCCUAUAUUAGCCAUAGCGCUGGGAGUGAGCAAGAUUGAGCUAGCAUAAUGGUGAACACUUGAACAGGAUUUUAAAUUCUCUUAUCAAACAUAUUUUAACAUUUGUAAAUGUUUUGAUUUCCUCUAAUUUAGCCUAACAGGGUGGAAAUGUAUGAGUGGGACAUGCAGACUAUUAAUAUUUAUUUAGCCAUGCACCAUUGUUUCCCCACCAAAGAAAUGAUGACUCUUCCUAAAUAUGGUGUCAUUGUAGGAAGGGGUUGUUUUCUUAAGUGGAGAAUUAGGACAAACUAACAGGAUGGAAAGUGAAAUCAGGGACACACAGAAAUAAAUAAAAUGAUAAUAAAUAAAGUAAUCAUGAAAAAAACGUUAUUGAUGAGAGAUAAUUUAACUAGGACUAUAAAAUAAUGAAAACAUAUUUUAAAUAGUGUAUUUUAUGGCUAAUAUUUCUCAUGGAAGUUGAUGAAUAACAACCGGGGACAAAAAAUGCCUACAUCAAUAUCCAUAUUUUUGUGUUAAGGUAAAGGACACCUGACUUUAUAUUUAAAGCCUUUUAGAAUUCACAUUUUACACUGAAUAAGAAGUAAUAUACUGAAUCCUGGGUGACAGAAAAGGCACCACGUAGUUGUAGGAAUGAACCAAUUGUCAAUGUUUGCCAAAUUCAGCAUUUAUUUGUGUCCAUGUGAAAGAAAAGUUUGAAACUUGACUGCUCUGGUGCUAAUGUUGGAGUGAGAAACAGAUUUUCUAUGAAUGGAAAAAUUGUGUUUUCCUUUGGACAAAGAAAUUGUGCAAAAUGUGAUACGCUGCAAUACAUAUUAUACAUAUAUUGUGUUUGUCUCUAGAAACAUAGGUGAUUUCACUGUAGAUGAUACAUAGAUCAACAGCAUGCUCUUACAGUUUAAUAUUUUAUUUUAAAACGAACAUUUUUAGUUUUCGUCAUGUUUUUGGUGUUGUGUUUUGCAACAUGAAGAUAUAAUCUUCCUAUAACCUUUUUAUAUACAUUUAGUAUUUUUCAUCCUAUGUUGCAGACCUUUUUAAAAGUUUGUAAAAAGCAAAGGCUUGUUCUUUUUAUUGAAACAUUUCAUCUCGAUUAAUAUUAUUUAUACUGUUUUUGUACAUUUUUAAAUAAACAUUUGAAGUAAAA